This is a messenger RNA of Symbiodinium natans, 5532 nucleotides long. Lineage: Eukaryota; Dinophyceae; Suessiales; Symbiodiniaceae. The record is from the annotation of a GenBank genome assembly.
AUGUUUGGGAAUACCUAUGAAAAAGCCAUGUACGAAAAGGCGAUUCAACAUCGGCUGGUUGAUCCGCUGACAAAUCAGCCUCUGCCAGAACCAGAUGGAGGGCCCGUUCAUCCCAAUCGUGUUGUGCGGGCUGCCGUGGAGGCUUUUCUUUCUUCCCAUCCAGGCUACGUGCCGCACGGCUGGCCAUCCACUCCUGCGCCUGCAGCUCCUUGCGCAGCAAAGCUUGCCCGCGACUUCACCGUCGACAAGUGGGACCAGGUUCAGGGGAAUUGUCGCAUUGGGCUCUGCCUGUGGGGGUGCCUUCGCAUGGCAAUUUCCGUCGCCUUCGCCUGGCGAUCUGUGCUGCCGGAAUAUGAGCCCAGGAGCGAGCAAUCCAAGGAGAUACGGCAUGUCAGCACAGUUAUGGGUAUGGCUGCUGGGCUGUCAGCGGGUCGCAUUGGUUGGGGGCUGGCCAUUCGGUUGGUUCGAGCUCUAUCGGGUGUAUGGCCUCUGAGCCCGAUCAGACUUAUAGAGAAUCCUGAUCACGGCUUCAGAGCAUGGCUGCGGGCGGCAUAUCGACUCACCUGUCCGAUGCCCCUGAACUGGGGACACGUGCUUGGUGGAGAACUUUUACUGGGCCGCUUCUGGAUCUUGCAGUUUCUUAUCAAAGAGGCUGUUUGGGCCAAGUUGCCGAACUCAAUCCUCUACGCUGCGAAAUUGUGCAAGGAGGACCUUUCCCAUGGUCUCGUGCAGCCCCUGAUUGGGCACGCAAUGAUCAUGACACCGCUUGCAAUUUUCGCAUGUGGUCACUUCGUUGUAGCCGGUCGCGAGAUCGGAUGGAAAUGUGCAACUAAGCGCAUGGACGAGCUUGAGCAGGACCUGGAAUCAAAGCGUGUUGCUUUGUUAAGCAGUAUGUCUGCUGCCGUGGCUGGCAAUGCUCGCGUGGUGUCGAUUCUGGGUGCUUUGUAUGGGAUUUCGGCUUUGCUGCUACAUGCAAUCUUGCUGAGCAUCCGAAGCACUCAGUUCGCCAUUCGCCUGAGAAGGCAGACAGUCUUUGCCGCAGUCUCUGCAGCCUUGGGCAUCAGCUGGUCGUGGGGCCGCCCAGCUCUUACCUUGACUUUCGCAGAUUGCAAGGAACUCCGGCACUUGGGAGGUGGAAGCAGCUCCGCUGAGUGUCCGGGCGGAUGCUGCUUGCCGGGCCUUCAUGCCCUGAGAGAACUGAAGGUGGAUGCAGAUGCUUGUGUCAGCUUGGCCUCCGUGGAUAUUCUCUCAGAGGAGAUGCAGGCGCUGACCAGCGUACAGCUGCGCUUUGCUGAUUGCACCAUGCUCACCUCUCUGGAGGAACUGACAAGGCCAUUGGGCACACUGACAGAAAUCUCAGUCUUGGAGAUUUGCUUAGCCGGCUGCGUGGCCCUCCGGAGUUUGGGGCAACUUGGCGCGCAUCUUCACAAGCUGUCCGCGUUGUCAAAGCUGCGGCUGAACCUGUUUCGGCCUUACUCUAUCUCGGUGGUGUGGAAGUGGAGGCUCAACCUAGUGCUGGAAAUCGAAAGCCAUAGUGGCAUCCUCCCAAGGCUGUGGAUGUUUGGGUUGUCGGUUCUCCUGGUCUCUGCCUCGGAUGCGACUCUGGUGGUUCGAGCCGCCUACCACUGUGAUGCAGCUUUGUAUGCAGCAAAUGCCUGGGCAGGCGUUCCGCAGCAACUUUCAGUGAGGAGGGAGCCUGGCAUGCACAAGACUGUCAAUGACCCAGGAUAUCGACAAUACAUAGUGUACAGAGCAGUUGGGAAGUUUGCCCGUGACUGCAGCCACGUGACAGAUCGCCGUUUGUCCUUUCGUCUAAGUGGGCCUCUUGUGCUGACAGGCAGUCUUGAAGAAUCGUUCGCAAAGAGAACGGGCUUGUUGGUUCGGGCUUUAUUUGCCAAGAGUCAUGCGGAUGUCAAUGCAACGAGGUUCUGUGAGUCCUGCCAUGCCGUCCGGAACCAGUGCUGGAGAAGGAUGGAGCGGAAAGUGGCCCCAGCACAAUUGCAGAACACCUCCUUUCUGCACUGGACAGAAGUUGCAGGUCCUUUCCCCAAGGACGACAUUCUCGACCAGCUGCAGCUCCUCGUAGAGCUGGCAGGCGAAGAUGCCUGCACAAAGUCACAUGGGGCAGAUGUUCUCGGUGAAAGCACCGUCGAAGGUCUCGUGGAUCUAGUUGCAUCAAUUGCAGAGGACUCAGAAGCCAGCGAGGCAGAUGUCCUCUUGGAGGCAUUGUCAUUGCUCCGCACCGACCUGCGGGAGGACGCGCAUGUGCAGCAGCUGUUGGCAGAGAUUCAGGGUGCCGAGCAAGGUGGCAGCACACCAUCGUCUGUCGUUGGUCAAGGCGUGACUGGCGAUGAAGUCAUCACUGGAUAUUUAGACGUGAUGGUAAUGGAGCCAGAACAGGCUCGAGAAUUGCAAGAUGCGUGGGUCAUGUUCAUGGAGAGCUUCAGCUCACGUGACGUCGCAUGUGACACCUUGUUUGUUGCCUUCUAUGAUGCAGCUCCAUCUCUGCAGUCCCUCUUCAAAACCUCGCGGGCAAUUAUGUCCGGCAGGCUUACCUCAGGCAUUGAGAGCAUUGUCAUGGCGUUGCCGAACGGCAAGGAAGUCAAAGGUCUGGUAGAAGCUCUAGGUUUCAAGCACCUCGAAAUUGAGGUGACAUCGCCGCGAAUUGCGGUGUUCAGGGAAGCCAUAUUGGAAGCCUUUACUGCAGAGCUGGGCGACCGUUUCACUACGCUUGCCUAUGAAGGACUGCGUAAGACAUUGAACUAUGCUGGCGGCGGGUGCGUCUAUUUGCGUGAAACCUUCGCGGAAAGAUUGCAAAUUCUGGCUUCGAGCUGGAGAACUGCCAGCGCUGACGGGCAAGUCCUGGAUGAAGAAUGGGAUGAGGAUUUUGUACAAGCAGACUCCGCAAGAGGAUCUGGCUCGCAAGCAACAUCGCAGUCACAGCAGUCGCAGCUGGAGACGUCGCAGACUGCAGUCGAGGUACAGCCUGCCACAGGGGAGGACACCCAGCAUGAGAACCCAAACAAGAUCAGCAUGCAGGGUGUCCCUACGAGCUUCAACGAGAUGUUCCGCUUUAACGCUGCUGUCAUGGGAAUGGCAGACAGAGAGUGGAUGUACGAGGUCCUCGACUGCUUUGAUGCCAUCGUUCGGAAUGUUGCGAACACUUUCCGAUUGCAGGAAGAGUGUGACGUGCUCUCCCUGCGGUUCGCCAAGGUACCAGGUGUUGUCAUCCUUGUCGAGUUCAAAGCUGUAAUGCUGGCGUCUUUGAGAUCACUGGUGCCCCAGGAUUGGAAUACCAAGCAUGAAGAGGCCUGGGAUUGGCUCUGGAGCAACGUGGAGAAGAUGCUGGGAAAAGAGAUUGGGAAAGCAGCGGACAGAGAGCGACGUGUGUCUCGGUACGUCGGGUCGAUGGAAGAUGAGACAAAGUGCACGUUGAGCAAAAAGAUCUACACCAAGUUCUUCACAGUAGCUCCUGAGGGACAGAACUACUUCAAGCAAUCCUCUACAAGGCUGCAGUUCAUCAUCGAUCGAGUCGUUGAGAUGACUUUGUCCAUGUACCAGUCUCCCUGCCGGAUGGUGGAUGAAAUUUCGGCCCUGGGAUUGCGUCACGUUGGGUAUGGCAUCCCAACAGAAUUUUUCAACCCCUUCGUACAGUGCUGCGUGGAUGUCAUGCGCGAAAUUACGAACGAUGCGAAACUUUGUGAUGCCUUCGCUUGGUCAUUGGGGCUUGUCUCGCGCAUCCUGGUGCGAACAAUCAAUGAGGGCUCUACUUUGGUCAUGAAGGCCAUCAACAUGAACUCGGCCAACAUGGUCAGGAAGGCGUUGGUGCCUGUUCCGCGAUCGAGACGUGCAUUAUCCAUGCUGAAAGUCACGGUCGGCACGCAGUCAAUUUCGCCACUGCUGUGGGCAAUCUCAAGCGGCGGCUUGGAGGCAGCACACGAGAUGUUGGCAGACUUGCUGACGAUCCGUGCUGAUCGCGACCGAUAUUACUUUGGCAACGACGACCUGUUUGCACGGCACCCUGAUAUUGUGCAGGUUCUCACAAAGGAGGCACCUACUUUGCUGGAGGUUCUGCUUGACAAGCUAGUAUGGCGAUCACGACUGGUUGUUGGCGGGCAAAGACGCGUCAACAUUUUCCUCAAGCACUUGCUGGUAGAUGCAGAAGGUCAGUUUGCGGAAGCUACACGGUGGAUCUACCAGACACAAGAUCCAAUACUUGUUGUUCAUUGUGUGCUCGAGACCCUUACAGAUUUGGUCUGGACCAAUGUAAUCUAUGGGCCUUUCUUGCGAAGCAAAGUCUGGCUUUUAUUCACGCUGCUGGUCUUCCUCAUGAGCCAGUCGAUCCUUAAAACCUGGCACACGGAGGACGAGACUACGCAGGGCACGUUGCGUAUAUUGACUGCUGCCUGUCGAGCAUUCGUAUACUUUGCCAGUAUGCUUGAGUUGAUUUAUUCGCGCACAAGAAUCAGCUGCAAAGCCUUCCGAGAAGGGGACGUAGUUCGUCGAUUCCAGGUCCCUUUGCCCAUGAAGGUCGUCACAGACUGGCAAGAGACUAUGAGUUGGCUGCUUACAUUGUUCCUCAUCGCCAUGUUCAUGGUCGAGCCUAUUCUGUAUUGCCUUCAAUCGGAUGGAGAUUUUCCGGAUGCGGGUCUCUUUACCCAGAACUGUCCAGCGGCAAGCGACGUCCGUGACGUUUAUGCCUUCCUGUCAAUGCUGGCCAUGUUUUGUUACUUCACACUAUUGGUGGAUUUCAGUGCACUGUUCGUCCGCUGCUCUGCCUUUGUGAUGAUAUCUGGACAGGUUCUUCCGGAAUUAGUCCUCAUGCUGGGCGCCGUCUUCUACUUGAUACUGGUAUUUGGAUGUACAGCAUCCACCUCCAGCGAUAGAAGUUCAGACUUUGCAAACAUAUUUCAGUCCGCACUGAGUUUCUUCCGGAUCAGCAUCGGUAUGUAUCCGGCUGAAAACUUCCACAGCCUCCAAUAUUCCCGCUGGAUUAUGGUCAUGUGUGUUGGAUUCACCGUUUUAGUUGUCAUUUUCCUCUCGAACGUUCUGAUAGCCCAGCUCAUUGGAGCCUACUCCUCGCUGUAUGACAGAAUGCUGGGCCUGGCACGGCUCAACCGGAUGGCAAUCAUAUGCGAUUCAAUGCCUUCUGUCCGGCGAUCUCGGUUCCAACGCUUUAUUGCAAGGUUAAGGUUAGAUGAGCGUACGGAAUUUGGUGAAGGUGAUGUGGGCUUGCCAGGCUGCAUUCAAGUCCUCGAGCCUGGCAAUUUGAACCCAACCAACCAGGACACAAUCAAGCGCUAUGGUGGGUCGACCUCUCCAAAAAUGCCUUGGCCCGACGAGGAAGAAGAAGUUUCCGGCAGCAUGGCGGAGCGGCUGGACAAUUUGACCAAACUCUGGAAGAAAGCCAUGAGAAGGAUUGAGAAGAAGAGGGACAAAGGUGGUCGGAGAGAUGGCGGUAGCUCCGCUUCUGAGAGUGACCUCAACAGAAGCAGGUCUUCAAGCUCGGCAAACUCCGACUCCUCGCAGUGA